UGGAAAUGUUUACUAAGUGUUGAAAAAUACGUGGCGUAUAAGAUUUAAAUAAAAUUAUUUAUAAUUUCGUCAAUUAAAAGUCUACAUUAAUUAAGUAGAACUAGACAUACAUGAGAUCGAUCUUUAAUAGAAACCAAUUUUACUAAUGUUUUAAUAAAAUGAGUCUUUUUAUGAGUCAAUGGGGAAAAAAGUCUAUAAUCCAUACAAGAUUGAUAUAUACUUCUUAUCGGUCACAAAGUGAGCUCAAACGGCGAUUAAAAGCUGAACAAAAAGCUAAAGAAAAAUUAGAAAAAGAAGCUACUGCUCAGAAAAAACAGCCCACAGUUAAAAAAGAAGCUGUUGUGUCUGAUGCUACUAAAUCUGCUGAUAUCAGUCCUAAUGAAUUCUUCCGUUUACGUUUACAAACAAUUGCCCAAAUGAAAAAAGACAGCGAAGAACCUUAUCCACAUAAAUUCAAUGUAACUAUAUCUUUAGAAGAGUUCAUUGAAAAUUUCAGUUCAUUGAGUGAAACCCAAAUUUUACACGAUGAACAAUAUAGUGUCGCAGGUAGAGUUCAUGCUAUCCGUGAAUCUGGUCCUAAAUUAAUUUUUUACGAUCUACGUGGUGAAGGAGUUAAAAUUCAAGUUAUGGCAAAUGCUAAACAAUAUACAUCUGAAGAAAGCUUUAUAGCAGAUACAUCAAAAAUACGACGGGGUGAUAUAAUAGGUGUCACAGGUAGUCCAGGAAAAACCAAAAAAGGAGAGCUAUCUAUUUUUCCCAAAAACAUAAAACUUUUGACUCCAUGUUUGCACAUGUUACCUCAUAUGCAUUAUGGACUAAAAGAUAAAGAAACCCGGUAUAGACAACGUUAUUUAGACUUGAUCAUCAAUGAAAAUGUACGAAACAAAUUUAUUGUAAGAGCUAAGAUAAUCUCCUAUGUUCGUCGGUUCUUGGAUAAUUUAGGAUUUCUUGAAAUUGAAACGCCCAUGAUGAAUAUGAUUGCUGGUGGAGCAACAGCAAAACCAUUCAUUACACAUCAUAAUGAUUUAAAUAUGGAUUUGUUUAUGAGAGUAGCUCCUGAACUUUAUCAUAAAAUGCUUGUGGUUGGAGGUAUUGACCGUGUAUAUGAAAUUGGUAGACAAUUUCGUAAUGAAGCCAUAGAUAUGACCCACAAUCCUGAAUUUACAACAUGUGAAUUUUAUAUGGCAUAUGCAGAUUACAAUGAUCUUAUGAAAAUUACAGAAGAACUUUUAUCUGGUCUUGUAAAAAGUAUUUUUGGUACUUAUAAAGUAAAAUAUCACCCUGAUGGCGUUGAAGCCAAUACUGAACCAGUAGAAAUAGAUUUUACUCCGCCGUUUAAAAGGAUGUACAUGUUCCCGGCUUUAGAAGAAGCUCUGUCAGUAAAGCUUCCUAGUCCUACUGAACUAGCUACAAGUGAAGCUAAUAAAUUACUCAGCGAUCUUUGCUUAAAACAUGAAAUUGAGUGUCCACCUCCUAGAACUUCAGCUCGAUUAUUAGACAAACUCGUAGGUGAAUUUCUUGAAGAAAAAUGUAUCAAUCCUACAUUUAUAUGUGACCAUCCACAAGUAAUGUCACCAUUAGCUAAAUGGCAUCGAUCAGUAGCUGGAUUAACUGAACGAUUUGAGUUAUUUGUUAUGAAAAAAGAAGUGUGUAAUGCUUACACAGAAUUGAAUGAUCCCAUGAUUCAGAGGGAAAGAUUUGAGCAACAAGCAAAGGAUAAAGCAGCUGGUGAUGAUGAAGCACAAUUGAUAGAUGAAAACUUCUGUACAGCAUUAGAAUAUGGUUUACCUCCUACUGCUGGUUGGGGUCUUGGCAUUGAUCGUUUAACAAUGUUCUUAACAGACUCCAAUAAUAUUAAGGAAGUAUUAUUUUUCCCAGCAAUGAAGCCUGAUGAUCCGAAUAAGAAUAGAGAAGAGAAAACAGAGGAUGAAAAAACUACUGUAUGAGAAUUAUUUAAUGUAACUAAUAAGUUAUUAUUUAAAUAAACUGUAAAUUAUUUAUAGAGUAA
Messenger RNA from Sipha flava (yellow sugarcane aphid), 2008 nucleotides. RefSeq names its product lysine--tRNA ligase (gene LysRS). Gene Ontology annotation, cellular component: cytosol; aminoacyl-tRNA synthetase multienzyme complex; cytoplasm. NCBI's taxonomy places the organism in Eukaryota, Metazoa, Arthropoda, Insecta, Hemiptera, Aphididae. Bases 159 to 1946 code for a protein of 595 amino acids. The record is from RefSeq and is a predicted model, not a curated record. The transcript has 9 exons. Gene Ontology annotation, biological process: lysyl-tRNA aminoacylation. Gene Ontology annotation, molecular function: lysine-tRNA ligase activity; ATP binding; tRNA binding.